AUGAGAACCCCUGGCAGCAUCCUCGUCAUCGGAGCUGGCGAGCUGGGCACGUUUAUUCUGCAAGCCCUCGCCCACCACCCUCGCAGACAACCCGAUACAACCAUCUCAGUCCUACUUCGGGAGAGCUCCAUCAACUCUCAAGAGGCGAGCAAAGCGGAACGCAUUGAGGGCUUCCGCAAACUGGGAAUCACGUUUACCCCUAGCGACCUUGCUGUUGACUCUGAGGAGAAACUCGCCUCGAUCUUCAAGGGAUUCGAAGUCGUCAUCUGUUGCACCGGAUACAUGGCACAAAGCGGCCUUCAAAUCAAGAUCUCCAAGGCCAUUAUUGCUGCGCAAGUGCCGUACUACAUUCCAUGGCAGUUCGGCAUGGACUACGAGGCUAUCGGACGGGAGUCGGGUAUGUUCGACGAGCAGUUGGAUGGGAAAGAAUUGCUUCGGUCCCAGAGCACCACCCGGUGGCUGACACUUGCGACGGGAUUCUUCACCAGCGUCAUCUUUCCUCCGGUUUCAGGUUUGGUAGAUGUGGAAAACAAGGUUGUCUAUGGCAGUGGAAACUGGGAUAAUCAAUUUGUUGUAACCAUAACAAAGGAUAUUGGGAAGUUCACGGCGGAGAUUGUCCUCGGUCCAGAGCGAGAUGCUGUCUUUGUGAAUGGGGCAGUCUAUGUUGCUGGAGACAUCGUUUCCUAUCGCGAUGUGGCGAACGCGAUGGAGGAGGUUACUGGACAGAAGUUCACGCGAAAGCUCUUCACUCAAAAGGAAGCUCAGGAUGAUUUGCAGGCGGAGCUAUCUGUGGGGACCAUCUGUCGUAGUGUUUUUGCUGGGGGUAAGGGUUUCCUUUUUGACCCGGCGGGUCUUUGGGUGCCUCAAGCUCACUUGAAGACAGCUUCUCUCAGAGAUUUUGCUCAAGAGCAUUUCGGUCAGGCGGUCUGA
Penicillium expansum is the source of this 930-nucleotide messenger RNA. RefSeq names its product aromatic alcohol reductase. The record is from RefSeq and is a predicted model, not a curated record. The transcript has a single exon. Gene Ontology annotation, molecular function: oxidoreductase activity. Bases 1 to 930 code for a protein of 309 amino acids. Lineage: Eukaryota; Fungi; Ascomycota; Eurotiomycetes; Eurotiales; Aspergillaceae.